ACCUCUUUCUCGCCUGAAUUUCGAUGCUUUCCAACAGUUCUUGUUCAGCAUUUCAGCUCGAAAGAUGCAUUAUUUUGUGGCCCAGUGCUUCAUAAUGGCAAUUCUUGCCGGGAUUAGCCAGCAGGAUGAUGACUUUAGCACGCCGAGUGUCGCCUGGUUGGAAUAUCAGCGGGAGAGAUUCGGUAUGAGCAGUAAUCCCUUCCUGUUUGAGUCCACCAAGGCACCAACAGUCCAAAAUGUAGAGGUGGUCACCCCGAAAGUGGAGACCACAUCCAGGAAACAUUCCUCCAGCUCGACCGAAAACGCAAGUCAGGAAUCCGAAGAGGAAGAGGAGUCCACGGAGCCACCAAACGAAGAUGAAGAAGUUGGGGUGCCCAGUGUUCAAGGAUUUUUCAAGUUUUUAAAGAACAUGCAGAAAACUUGGAUCAAGAAAUCGACUCUGACUUUUGGAAAGAAAAUAAAGUUGCUUCAAAACCUGCGAGACAAUCUUAUAAAAUUAAUAGAGCAACAGUUCGCGGUUCUUUGGCAGCCACCAGAGCGAAAAAGGAGACGUCGACGUGGUAUUUUGGAUGACUCGGAAAUAGACUUUCCGCCUGAGGCGGCAAUCAUGAGCAUCAACUUCUUGACAUUCGCCGUUUUCCUCAUUAAGCUCGUUAUGCAAGUGGUUAAAAUUGUGAAAAGCAAACAUGUUACCUUUUCUGGAUUCACCUUUUCACCAGAAGCUGCCAGACGUCCAUAA
This is a messenger RNA of Drosophila simulans, 739 nucleotides long. RefSeq lists its product as uncharacterized. The transcript is spliced from 3 exons. The record is from RefSeq and is a predicted model, not a curated record. The coding region runs from base 65 to 739 and encodes 224 amino acids. Lineage: Eukaryota; Metazoa; Arthropoda; Insecta; Diptera; Drosophilidae.